This is a messenger RNA of Coregonus sp. 'balchen', 10507 nucleotides long. NCBI's taxonomy places the organism in Eukaryota, Metazoa, Chordata, Actinopteri, Salmoniformes, Salmonidae. The record is from the annotation of a GenBank genome assembly.
GCCUCCAGUUUGUUCCAGAAGGAAAAGCUAGCUUUUAGCUGCCACAACCCCGCCCAUAAAACCAGUUUUUCCAGCCAUAAGAUUGUUAACGUUAUAAAACAUGACGGUUAACGAUAUAAAACUGAUGUAACAAGAGAUCUGUUGCUGUAAAGCACAAUAUAAUAUAGUUACCCGAGACGCUGAGGAGAGGUAUUUAUAGUAAGUGUUGAUUUUCAAACCAAUCUGAACCUAACGUUAAAUUCAUUAAAUUAGAAAUUGUUUAGUCGUAGUUAGAUUUAGCCUAGAGGUCUGCUAUCUGGUCUACGUACGGGGCUAGGUAGUUCUUUGCAACGAAAGCUAACGCGUUAGUUUAUGAGCUCACACAGGAAAGUCUGCGGAGUGGAAACGCUCCGUUUCUUUGUGUGUGAGACGGAUCAAAGUAAACUAUAUAACAAAUGUUUAAGCUAAUCAUAAGCAAUCUAUUCAUAAAGAUUGCCGUAGGUUUAGGUAGGAAAUAUUUUUACCUAUGAAUCUGGAUUUUUUAUGUUUUUAAAAAAAUAUGCUGUAUUGAUAGGGGAGAGAUCCUUGGAAUUUACACCUACCGCAAUCUAUACAUAAAGAUUGCUUAGAUUGAGGAUUACGGACUACACUGGAAAAAUUGGUUAUUUGUGGUAGUUGUUUGCUACGCAUGACAUUGUAUCGUCGAUAUCAUUAGAGCAGGAAAUACAUUUCCCCAGGUGUCCGAUAUUUAUACGGCAAUCUGAGGAUAAAGAUUGCAGGAUGGAAAUGUUAAUUCGAAAUAUUGUACAAGGCAGACCGGUUUCGUUGGAAUUACAUCAAAAUGGCGGGCUCGUUGUCGUUUUGUCCUUUCAGAACACUCGAGGCAAUAAUGGCUAUAAUGUUUUUCUGGAGCGACAGUCAGUAGUUGAGUUCCCUGAAUAACGGAACGAGUUUCUUCUUGAUGUGUCGGUAUCGCAUUUGUAGCGGUUGUACUUCACUACCUUCCGUUGUUUUUUGUAACUAGUAAAUGAUCCUCCGGCGGUGCUAAUGUGUUAGUAGGCUAGCUGUGUUGUGGCGGAUGUAGCUGGCAUACAUUGUUCUUUAUGUUCUCGAGGCUGUGGCAGCCACGAAGCAGUUAACAAAAGAGGGCAGGGCCUAGAUGAAUUUUUGGUGGAUCACGGGUUAGUCUCCCCCUCCGUCCUAAACCCCCCCCUAGCCAGAACUAGAGUCAUUGAACAGGAUCGUUAUUCUAGGGUAGGGCGUGCAAUGCAAUGACCGAUGCAGAGUUUGUCUUAAAGGGCUGCCGACUGCGUGAUAUUAGAUUAUAUAACUACCAUCUUCUGAAUGAAAGGCAUAUACAUAUUAAUUUCAUUAUCUACAGUCUGUUCUUUCCCAAUGUAUUUUCUAUUUAUGACGGUAGUAAUUUAUUUUAGGAAGAUCUGAUUAGUGUAGGAUAACAAAGGCUGAGUAGAUGUAUGUAGUUAACCCCAUAGGACAAAAUUAUUUAUUUUAUUUAGUAAUGAUUGUCAACCAGGGAUAAGGCCAUUUAUUAUGUAAACAAAAAAUCCCUUGCUAUAGGCAGGGCUUUGAGCUAUUGUAACAGAAGGAUUUGUUACAUUCUAGCUAAACGAUAACGGGUGUUACUCUUCAACUGCAUUGCCAUAUAUUUGAGUAAAUACACCAAAGCCAUUUUAUGUGUGUAUGAACAUUAAUUUACUUGACAUCUAUUCCCCCAUUGAGUUGUUCUUUACUAAGCUCAUGUCUUACCAAUAACUUAUUUGGAUUGACUUUGUGUGCAUGUGUAACAGUUGUGACAUUUUCAGGAGUUGUGUGUUAUGUCCCGUGUUGUGGAGUUCUGAGACUAUAUAAAACUUCUACUACAACAGUUAAACGGGUAAGACAACUGAUUUCCUCACAUGACAUUUCAAAAUGAAAUACUUGGAUAUUAUCCAUGUAAUACUUGGAUACAGUAAUUCAAAGUAUAUGAUAAUGAACAUAAUCAAACCACAUUAUAAUGAGCUUUAAAAUAUUAACAUGAUAAGCAUUCAGUUAUGCAUUGAACAAUGAGGGGGAAAAGCAUGCUGAUGGCCUAAGUCCCGCCCCUACUGUACGUGUUAUUAUGAUUUACAUAUAGAUUGAUAGUUUGAGCAAGGCUAAGCAAAAAAUCAAAUCAUAUUUUACAGCAAUGGUUUGAUAUCUUAGUGGAGCUUAUAUUGCGUUUUAUACGUAGAUCCAUCCCUAGUCACUGGAUCCUCAACUGAGGUCGGUCUAGUGUUCCCUUUAUAUGGCACAGUAAUGAUGUGGGUAGCACAGGUUAACUUGUUAUUUUAACCACCCACUUGUACUUGAGCCAAUCUUCUGCUCUGCUUAAGUAUACAUUUGAAAUAUGUUAAUAGCCAACUUAAAUGACUUUAGUUUAGUGAAUUUAUGACUGAUUUUGAGAUGUGUGAAUUUCUUUUGACCACAUUAGUAUAGACAUGUAGUGUGUGGGGGGGGGGGGCAUUGAAGCAAGUGGUAGUCAUUGAUAAUGCUUCAGAUGAAAUAUUCCCUUUAUUCUAAUGUUAAUCAUAGGCAAUUAACACACUGCUUCCACACUAGUCCUAUGAACUUUUAAGGGAUGCAUGUGUGAGAUCAAUCACUUAUAAAACCAAUACAAAUAACUUUAAUAUUACUUUAAAAUAAUUAUUUAUACUUACAAAAACAAAACAAUUGUUAAAUAUUUUCCUUUAGAUAACUGAAAUUAAUAGUACUAUGUAUUUGUCAUAGAAUAGGCUUUUUCUGUGCUCUGUUCAACCACCUGUACUCCUUGGGUUCCUGUGCCACCUGAGACUACUGGUAAUAUGACUGCACCCUUCUCUGUCAGUGAAGGAGCUGGUCAGUCAUUCCAACCUCCAGUUUAGUGCACUGCAAGCCUGAAACUGAAUACCGGUAGGCUUUCAGUUUGAGGGCCUUUUCUGUGUGUGUGUGCCUCAGUGUUUAGCUACCAGUAUGUGUGUUAUUAGUAGAGGGGGAAGCUACCCAAAGUAUUUUUCACCCACACUCAACAAACACGUAGGCUGUAACAUCCUCUUCCGUUACCAGGACAGCAUCAGUAAAGUAUCCAAGUUUCCACAGCUCUCAUCGCCUUUGACAUUUCUAUAAAAACAUUUCUAGAAAAGAAAGUAGGGAAUUCAAUAGGUUCCUCAAUGGGAUUAUGCUUCUGAGAAUAGAACAGUACAAGUGUGUUUUUUUACAAGGCUGCUGCUCAUCCCAACAACUAACUUCCCCUCCACUGUAGUUUGUAGGCCUACUGGUUGUUUUGCUCAUAUCCAAGCCUAAUCAUCUGUUUUUAUUUGCACUUACCAUGAACCUGUUUAGGUUGUACAUAUUAUUAAGGCAAUCGUGAAUGGAAGGUUUUGUUGAAACUUGUUUGUAAUGUUUUAACUUUCUGUUGAAUAAAGCAGUUACUUGAAUGUAUUGCUGACCCUUGGGGGAAGUCCACAUGAACCUAUUCUAAACUACAGCCCAACCUGUCAUUUUCUAAUAUAAUGUGUUGUUGAACUGACUCCUUGCAUAUUUCCUCCCUUUCUCUCUCUCAUAGUGUUCUAUUGAAUUACUGACACAGAAAAUGAACUAGCAGCAUGACCUAUAAGCAAUAUUUGUAUUAGGCUGUACCCAGCUGUCUUAGAGGAAGCCUUACAGCAGCUACAGAGAGAACAGAAACCGUAGGCUCCAUCUGUCCUCCCUUCCUCUCCCUCCACUAUGAGGAUAAUCCACAGAACUGACAGAUCCAGCCCUCAGAGAAAUGGAAAUGCAAAUACUUGAAGAAUGAGGCAAUACAUCAGUCAGUGAGUCAUGGUGUUCACUGCAGUAUGGAAUUUGAAAUGCGAAAGCAGUACUGAAGCUGAACAGUAGAUUUGGAGGGGGUUAGCUGGGAAUGUCACUGCCCCCCUUUACUUGUUUUGACAGAUUUCAGUGUGACUGAAGAUCUAUCAAUGUGGGUGAUUUGACGUAGGCCCCUGGGCCAUUGUGGUGUUGCUCUAGGCUUUGUGGAUAGCAGGAAACGGUGCAAACUGCAGUUUGUUUUCAGUCGUGGUUGGUCGUGUGGUAGAGAGGAGUUUGGAAAGGUCUUAUGGUUUAGUACCUGUGUUGAAUUGUCUGUAAAGCCAUUGCUUUGUGCAGGAUCUAGAGAAGAACGGAUGGUGUCUGUUCCAAGGAUCUCUCCCAAAACAGUGUAAUCUGACAUGCCUUGAAGAACCAUGCAGUGCAAACAUCACUUUCGCUGCAUAUUAAAAGCGAUAAUAACAGUGACUGUUUAGUAGGCACCAGAGUUCUAAGGCGAUAUCCUGUAUGUUAAGUGUGUAUGUCUCUUCCUCUCUCAGAGCGGAGAUGGCGGUGGGCCCGGUGGACCCCAGAGAGGUCCUGAAGGGAGUAGAGAACCUGCUAGGGAAAGAUGGAGAGCUCCGCAGCCUGGAGGGAGUCACCAAAGUCUUCAGGUAAUUAACACACUGCCAUUAAAAAAAAAAUGUAUGGCGUGCUUUUGGCCUUAUUUUGUUUUUACUGUUUACUGUGUUUUUCAUAAUUAUUUUAACAUUAUUUUGAGUUGUCUGUGGAGAAUGUAAUGGUAGCAUAGUAAAUCUCCUGUCUUUUGUUCUGAUUGUCAGCUUCCUUCUUGGUCUUUUCUCCACAGUCUCAUGAAGGCCUCUCACAAGAUGGUGAGCAGGUGUAUGUACCUGAAUAUCCUACUGCAGACCAAGUCCCACGACAUUCUCAACCGGUAAGAUCUACUCCCAUCUUUUGUUCUUCAUUGAUCAACCUUAUUGGCUGACUUGUUUAGUAACUUCACUAUGGAGUUUUCUCUGCCACUGUGCUGCUUCUUGUUCUUUGGUGGGUUGGGGGUCUAUGCCAGGUUACUGUAAAGCACUUUGUGACAAACACGUUGUAAAAAUUGGCAAUUGAAGUGGAAUUUGAUUGAUUGACUGUCUCUUCUCUUCGUCCAGGUUUAUCCGAGUGGGAGGAUACAAGCUGCUGAACACGUGGCUGACCUACUCCAGGACCAGCACCAACACCCCCCUGUUACAGCUCAUCCUGCUGACGCUGCAGAAACUGCCCCUCACUGUAGACCACCUGAAACAGAACAACACUGCCAAGCUGGUCAAGCAGCUCAGCAAGACUGGAGAGACUGAGGGUAUGUUUUUAUACAACUUUCUUUUCCCUGGUGGUUCCACCCUCUCUAAUACACUGAGCUGACUAAUAGACCUCUGUGGAAAAAUUUGUUAGCAUUUUAUUUGUAUCUCACUUCCUCACAAACCCAAAGCCAAGACAAUAGAGUUCCAUAGUGGUGGUAUCUGUGCAGUAGAUGUCAAUUGUUGAAUGAUAGUGAUGAUGUUGAUGUGUAACUAAUGGUGUGUCUCUCCCUCUCAGAGCUGAGGAAGCUGGCCGCUGGGCUGGUGGAUGGCUGGAUGGCUACCAUCCGCUCCCAGAGUGUCUCUGCCACCUCUCCUGCAGGUAACUGUUCCUCUCCUCCUUCCCUUUCCUUCAUGCUCUCCAUUGUUCCUUCUUUUCCCCUCUCUUUCUCUCACAUUCACUUUCAACCUCGGACCCUAGUCCUGUGUGUCUCAGUUGGUAGAGCAUGGAGCUUGCAAUGCCAAGAUUGUGUGUUCGACUCCUUCGGAGGACCAGUAUGAAAAUGUAUGCACUCACUACUGUAAGUCAUUCUGGAUAAGAGCAUCUGCUAAAUGACUAAAAUGUCCUCUUCACUAUAAUCUCUUUAUGUUUACAUAACGCCCCGUCACUCUCUUUUUCUCUCAGAUAAGAAGCGGAAGAAGGAGGAGGGGAAAGUGCCAGUCCGAGAAGUGAAGGCAGCUGAUGUAGGGAAGGCAGCAGAGGAGGAGAAGAAGCGGGAGAAGGCCAAAGCUCACGCUCCCAGCCAUGCUAAGAUCCGCUCCAUAGGUACACUACGCUUCCCUUCACCGCCAUCUUGUCAAACUACACUCACACUCUGUCCUCACAGUUUAUCACACAAAAGUUUAAUUUACAAAAUAUGAUUUUGUGUAUAAGGUUAUUGUCCUUCAGUAGAAGACAGGCCACAGUAAUAUGCAAAAAUGAAAAAGUCAUUAUGUUUCUGGCUGUAGAGAUGAAUCUCCUGCUGUUGCUAAAGUGCUAGAUGUAGUACUAUGUAAUGACCUGACCCUGUCCUGUGUGUGUUGUCUUCCAGGCCUGGAGAUGGAUGCUCCCACCCCUGUCCCAGUCAAGAAGCCCCCUGUGGCCCUCCAGCUGGGGGACAAGUACAACAUCAAACCAGCCCAAGUCCUCAAGAGACCCAGGUAAACAACACAAUAACAUCCAUGUCCAAAUUGUGUAUAUGUGUCGCCCUCCUACGACUUACCAGGCAAUAACAGGAUAGACAUUGCAUAACCACAGAAUAACGCCACUGCUCAGUGCUGCCCCAUUGGGGGUUAAUCUCAAGUACUGACCAAACCUGUCUUUGGCAGAUGUAUUUGCCAUUUGUAAUGAAUAUAUUGGAAUUAUUACUCACUCAACCUCUCAUAAUAAAAACACAACAUUUUCUUAUCUCCCUCUACCUGUCUGGGUCCUAUGGAGUAAAAACUAACUUGUGUUUCUCUUGUCUUUCUCCUCACCAGUUUUGGUCCUCUGGACGCUCCCCCUGUGGAGAAGAAGUACAAACCCCUCAACACCACUCCUAACCAGACCAAGGAGAUCAAGGUGAAGAUCAUCCCCGCACAACGUAAGUCCUCAACAGAAACAAGUAUGUACCCAUCUUUUUGACCCAUUCACUGCAUGUAGUAGAUUAGAUCUAAACCCUCAACAAGUAGAUUAGACUACAUCUAACCCCUCAAAAAGGAGUAGAUAUCAGGGUUGAGGUUAAUUCCUCUUCACUUCAGGAGUUAAGUGAAAUUCCCAUUCCAAAUGUCCUCAGUACUUCUCUAUGAGAAACAUUUGGAAUUUAAAUUUCAGUUUAGUUGCUGAAAUGGAAAGGAAUUGACCUCCACAACCCUGGUAGAUACCAACACACUGUUGUAUAUGUUCCCGUACACUAUAUGUAUUGGAACGUUUCUUCUUCAAACUUGAAACAUUGCAGUAAACUUCAAGGGAGCAUACCCAACCGUUUCAGAGCAUAAACAAACAUUUCUGUUUCUUUCACAUGCCAUGUGUUGUUUUGUUCCCUACCCAUCAGAAAUAGUGUGAUGUGCAUAGAACACACUUUUAAACCCAUCUCCCCCUCAACUACCACAGCAUUAUGUUGACUGUUAGUGAUGUCACUAAGAGACCUUCCUUUCUCUCUGCAGCCCUUGAGGGUACAGGCUUCCUGGAUGCCCUAAACUCUGCCCCCGUGCCUGGCAUCAAGAUUAAGAAGAAGAAAGGGAAGGAAGGUAGAGACCCCAAAGCUGUCUCUCCCACGUCAAACAAGGUAAAUGCAUGACAGACAGACAACUCCUCGAUCUCAACCACCUGAAUCUAUGGGAAGGCUGUGCAAAUGGAAUUGAGUAUUCACCCAUCUCUCUCUCUCUCUCUCUCUCUCUCUCUCUCUCUCUCUCUCUCUCUCUACCUCCCUCCUCUCCUCUCAGCCGUGUCCGUUCGAGGGUAAAACCCCCUACCUUUCGCCUCAGGGCGGUGCCAAGCCCUCGUCCCCAGAGACACAGGUGGCCUCCACCACCCCUCCCCACGAGGUCCCAGUAGACCUGGAGCAGCCAGGCACGCCUGUCCCUGCUGACGACCCCGAGGCCAUGGACACGGGCAGCGAGAAGCCCAACGCCCUGGCUGAGCCCCGCGGCGACGAGGAGAGUCAGCUGACUAAGAAGGGCAAGAAGAAGAAGAGCGUGCGCUGGGCCGAGGAGGAGCAGCUCAAAGAGUACUUCUACUUCGACCUGGACGAGACCGAGAGAGGUGAGAGAACAAAAACUAACGGUAACUUCAUUUUACAUUUUUUUGGUCGGUGUUGUGUGUAAUUGCACGUCAAACUGUGGUUGUAUAGUCAAACUAGGCAGUUGCCAAUACAGUAGCUAGCUAACUGUACAAUAAAGACAUGCUCUACUCUUUACUAAGUUCUGUUAAAUGAGUCUUUGGACAGGGAUGUGAUUUUCCCCUGCUUUUUUGUAAUUUAUCCUCCAAAAUAAAACAUUUAAAAAUAGACCUAUCCCCUAGUCAAAAUUCAGCAUUUUCUGGCCGUCUAUCUUGUCCUGAUCACAUCUCUGUUGGGUGUCACAGCUAACUCUUCUCAUUCUCCACCUCUCCUUCCUGCUCUUCCGGCUAUCUCCCUCUCCAGUCAACGUCAACAAGGUCAAAGACUUUGGCGAGGCGGCGAAGCGCGAGAUGAUGAUGGACCGCCACACGUUUGAGAUGGCAAGACGCCUGUCCCACGACUCCAUGGAGGAGCGGGUCCCCUGGAGCCCCCCGAGGCCCCUGGCCCUCACCGGCCCCCUGGUCAACGCCGGGGCCAACAGCACAGAGAGACUCGCACAGAGGGACCGUGAGACUGGCAUCCUGCAGGAGAUUUUCCUCACCAAGGAGAGGUACGUAUUCACAGAGAGAGAGAGUGUGUGUCUGUGUGAGAGAGAGCAGUAUGGUUUAAAAUGAUAUGGAUUUCUGUAGCCUAGUGGGUUACCAGGUGCUCAAAGUGCCUCGCAUUGUAUUGGGGAAACUGACCUCCUGCCUCCUCCUCAGUGUUCCUGACAGCCCCCAUGAACCAGAGCCUGAGGCCUACGAACCCAUGCCUCCACGCCUCAUACCUCUGGACGAGGUGAGAUGUACUCUUUUCUGUCAAUCACUUUGGUGCAGUUCGAAAGAUGUGUUCAACUCCAAUGAAUGCACAACCAAAGGUUUUGAACAUAAAAUAAGAAGCAUUACAAGUUAUUAGUUUUUACUUUUGUUCUAAGAGUUUUGCAUCUGAAAAAUACGGCAAAGUGAUUGAAAAAUAACCUAUAAUACAUAACACACCCAAUGCUCCAAAUAUCCUCUAUUUGUCCAGUGCACUAACUCCCUCUCCUCUCCAGGACUCAACCAUGAUGGACGACAGCUACAUGGAGCCCAUGGACACGUCGUCCCAGCCUGGCUCUGGCGUGGGCCCCGGGGGUGUGGAGGGCUCCAAGCUGCCGCCCGUCCUCGCCAACCUCAUGGGCAACCUGGGGGCCAACAACCUGUUGGGCAACCUGGGUAACCUAGGCAACAUCGCCCAGGGCACGCCUGGUGCCCCCGCUGCCCCCUCCGUCAAUGUACAGGAGCUUCUCACCUCCAUCAUGGUAAGAGAUAUAGCUAUGAAAACAUUUUCAAACAUGAACUAAUCCUGUUUUUGUAAGAUUAUGAUUGAAUGAAUUCAAGUAUUAAUGCGUUGUCUACUGCAACUGUUUUAAAACAGAACUUCUGGAAGUCCUGUAACCAGUGUGUGUAUCUGUGAUGUUUAUUUUAUUCUGUCUUCAUGAUUUGGGUUAACUUCUCUCUCUCUUUCUCGCUCCCUGUCUCUCCUGUAGGGAGCUAGUGGUGGCCAGUCUACUGAGGACCUGAUCAAGCAGCCAGACUUCUCUGAAAAGAUCAAACAGCUGCUGGGUUCUCUACAGCAGAACCAGGGCCCCCCCACCGGACCCCCACCCGGAGGUACACAGACCCCUUCCCCUCUCUCUUCAGUUCUCACACACACUUAUUCAAGCCAACAAACCAAGUAUUCUUUCAUUUCCUCCUACUCUUAACUGUAUAUGACUAUGUGUGGUAGAAUGAUUAACCAAGUAUCUCUUUCCUCCACAGUGAGCCAGGGCCUGUUGGGCCACGGUCCAGGCAUGAACAACAUACCCAACAUGAACAACCUCAACAUGGGCAUGCCCAUGAACGGAGUGGGGUACCCUCCUGCAGGCAAGCCCCCGGGCCCCGGAGGCCCCCACUACAACCACCCCCCGCCCCCACACAACCACGGACCCCCCGGCUUCAACGCCAACCCCCGCAUGAUGGGGCCCCCGCCGACCCAGGGCCACGGAGGAGACAACGGCAACUACUGGGGGGACGACUCGAUGAGGGGGGGGCCACACCGGGGCGGAGGGGGCCACUUCCACCGCGGGGGCCGAGGGAGAGGAGGGGAACAGGUGGGCUUUAGAGGGAGAGGACGAGGGGGUCCUAGAGGAGGACACAACAACAUGGGAGGUGAGUUGAAUUGAAAGGGAAUGUCCCUUCUAGUAAUUAUAUUUCUAUGUUAGAGACAUAGGGCCAGUCUGAAACGACACCCUGUAUUGCCCAUGGCUGUGCCCCACAGUAGUGCAAUAACAAUAAAGACUAAGUUGAUUUGUGUUUGCCAUCUUCUAGCCUUGAUGCAGUCAGUACAGAAACGUUGGGUUUGUUGUGUACUAAUAACUCUGUUAUUUUUCCUCUCCUCCUCCCAGACAUGUCCAAGAGGCCAGUGUGUCGCCACUUCAUGAUGAAAGGAAACUGCCGUUACGAGAGCAACUGUGCUUUCUACCACCCCGGCGUCAACGGUCCUCCCCUGCCACCCAACCACCCCGCCCACAACCAGUACAACGACCACGGACCGCAGCACGGGCACUAG